GCCCACGAGAGAAAGACAGUAUGGUAUCCGCUACCUGAAGUUCGAGGCAAUUCUUGUAGCUCGCAAAUUUGGGAGAAAAAUCCGGCGGAGAUUCAUCCGCUAGUCGCCAAGUUUCCGGGGGAGUGGAAAACGGGAGUUGGGACAUGGACAGCCGCUUGCAGGAGAUUCGGGAGCGGCAGAAGCUACGGCGACAGCUCCUCGCGCAGCAGCUGGGGGCCGAAAGUGCGGACCGCAUCGGCGCAGUGUUAAACAGCAAGGACGAGCAGAGAGAGAUCGCGGAGACUCGGGAGACGUGCAGGGCUUCCUACGACACGCCUGUUGCGAGUGCAAAGCGCAAGUGUCCGGACGAAGGGGAGGCGGAUGAAGACAAAACAGAAGAGUAUAAGGACGAGCUGGAAACGCAGCAGGAAGAAGAGAACCUGCCCUAUGAGGAGGAAAUCUACAAAGACUCCAGCACCUUCCUUAAGGGAACACAGAGUCUGAACCCCCACAAUGACUACUGCCAGCACUUCGUGGACACGGGACACAGGCCCCAGAACUUCAUCAGGGACGUAGGUCUGGCCGAUAGGUUCGAAGAGUACCCGAAGCUGAGGGAGCUCAUCAGACUGAAGGACGAGCUGAUAGCCAAGUCCAACACCCCUCCGAUGUACUUACAAGCAGACAUAGAGGCCUUCGACAUCCGAGAGCUGACCCCCAAGUUCGACGUGAUCCUGCUGGAGCCCCCGCUGGAGGAGUACUACAGGGAGACAGGCAUCGCCACGGGCGGGAAGCGCUGGACCUGGGACGACAUCAUGAAGCUGGAGAUAGACGAGAUUGCAGCCCCUCGGUCGUUCAUUUUCCUCUGGUGCGGCUCCGGGGAGGGGCUGGACCUCGGGCGCGUGUGUUUACGCAAGUGGGGUUACAGGAGGUGCGAAGACAUCUGUUGGAUUAAAACCAACAAGAACAGUCCCGGGAAAACGAAGACUUUGGACCCGAAGGCCGUCUUCCAGAGAACGAAGGAGCACUGCCUGAUGGGCAUCAAGGGCACGGUGAAGCGCAGCACGGACGGGGACUUCAUCCACGCCAACGUGGACAUCGACCUGAUCAUCACGGAGGAGCCGGAGAUCGGCAACAUCGAGAAGCCCGUGGAGAUCUUCCACAUCAUCGAGCACUUCUGCCUGGGGAGGCGGCGCCUCCAUCUGUUCGGAAGAGACAGCACCAUCCGGCCAGGCUGGCUCACGGUGGGGCCGACGCUGACCAACAGCAACUACAACGCGGAGACGUACGCGUCCUACUUCAGCGCCCCCAACUCCUACCUGACGGGGUGCACAGAGGAGAUCGAGAGGCUGCGCCCCAAGUCGCCUCCUCCCAAGUCCAAAUCCGACCGGGGCGGCGGCGCCCCCAGGGGCGGGGGCAGAGGGGGGACUUCUGCCGGCCGGGGCCGUGAGCGGAACCGAUCCAACUUCCGAGGGGAGAGGGGCGGCUUCCGGGGUGGGCGAGGAGGUGCCCACCGGGGCGGCUUCCCACCCCGGUGACCUUGAUGCCUGAGUCUGGGAGGCCACGUGCCGCCUCCUGGGUGCAGCCAGACCCCCCCUCCAGGGGGCCUCGUUGGGCCCCAGCUCGCCCUUGGCCUUCGCCGCCCUCCCCAGGGUUGCCCCACUCUGCCCAGUCCCACCCGGGGUGAACGCCCGUCCGGCCUCUUGUCCUGUGCGUGGAACCAGAUGGGACGGAGUGACACAGACGCCUCCAUGUUCCCACACCGAGCCCGUCCUCAGAGACCAGGCCGCUGCUUGUUGGAGCAGUUGAGGCGAGCAGGGAGGGACCCAGUCCGGAGCCGCCGUGGGGCUCCCGGGGGAGCUGCUGGCGGGGUUCUGAUGUUUUCUACUACCGUGACUAAAAAGGUACUUUUUAAAAAUCCUAGUCUGCGAUUCAGUUACAUAACCCUAGAAACUGAUCGUCAGCUCCCAGAUCUGCGCACAGCGGGUGGCCAAAGAGGGAGAGCCGGGUAAGCGGACUUGGGAGAGACUCACCGUGACCCUGGCUGCGUAGCUGCAGUGACCCUGCCCGGGGGGACCCUGAGAGGCCGGCGGGACACGGGUGCGAGUGCCCCUGCUCAGGGGGACGUGGACUGACCCCCAGGCAGUGCCCUCGGCACAGCGAGGGGAGCGGGGGCAGCACGGGGCCCCUGGCCCUCCGGUGCCGGGUUCCAGCGUCCAAAGGGCGUCCUCAGCAGCGAGGAGGUGGCACAACCUACGACGUCUCUGGAGAAAGCUGAGCAUGGAACUGGCGACCUGGGCAGGACCCUGGACUUGGAAGAUGCUGUGCUCGCGCUGGGGGCAGGCCCCAGGUCCCGUCUGGAGCUCGGGCGGUGGGCGAGUUUCAGGGCCGGAGCAGCACCACCGUUCCUGACAAGCACUUUCCACUCGGGGUGUGGCUUUCCUGAUGGAACCGGGACCUCUGAGCCCUGCUAGUUGGUUCCGUGUGGUUGGAUUCACCAUGGUCUGCAGGUGAGGGCGGGCAGAGACUGGGCCGUCCCCCAGUCUAUGGCGCGUGUCAGUGACAGCCGGUCAUCCCCAGCGUCGCCCAGUGUGAGGACAAGGACUGAGGCGCAGGGAGUGGCUGAGGCCUCCAAGCCCACAGUGGGGGGGGUGACCAGCUGGGCCCACAGCCCUACAUGGCAUGGGCAGCCUUUGACGCAUUUCUGGGUGAAGUCGUGACACGUCACGGUCAGGGGGAGGUUUUCCUGAAACCACAGGUUCAGCUUCAGUGAGGACAAGUGACCUGGACAGACAGUUGUCAGAGUCGAUCUGGGAAGGAGGAGCGCGGAGAGAUGUCCUGUUGCCCAGCGGGGUCCUUAGCAAUACCAGCAAGGAGGGGCCGCCCCACGGGCAGGACAGUGCAGGUGGCCCGUGCCACGCACCCAGCCGAGCCAGGCGGCUCUGCCUUGUGCACCUGCCGCGUCACUCGGGGUGUGGACGCAGAGUGUGGACGCGGGGUGAGGAGCGGCCUCUCUGGGUUGGAGGGUCAGGAGUCAGGCCCCCACGUGGAGAGCAGGUGAGCGGUGGCUGGAAAGAAGGCAGAGCCUGGAACUGUCCCCAGGACGGCCUGAUGUGCCAUCUCGUUUUCCCUGUAAAGAUUCUUUACUUUUAGACAGAGGGGAAGGAGAGAGGGAGGGAGAGAAACAUCAGUGUGUGGCUGUCCCUCACAUGCUCCCUGCUGGGGUCCUGGCCCGCAGCCCAGGCCUGUGCCCUGACGGGGAAUCGAACCAGUGACCUUUCGGUUUGCAAGCUAGUGCUCAAUCCACUGAGCCGCACCAGCGGGGCCCAGUGUCACUUUGACAAGGAGCCUUUACACCCGAGGGCAGGUUUGCAGUGAGCAGGGACUCGCUCCUCCGACCUCUGGAUGGUUAACUGGCAUUACAUUUGUGUGCGUGUUCACGGAGCUGUCUGGGGGUCUCCACAAGGGGUUUCAGUUGCUUCACUUACUGACUCCAUGUUGGGGACAGACACCAGGAAUUCUGGAGUGACCCCACGUGUGUCCUACGUUCCAAAAGCUCCAGGGCAAGCACCCCAACAUCUCACACAAUCACCGAUCUGGCAGUUCUAGGGCAGACGCCUGACCGGCCCCAGUGCCCCCAGACGGCGGGCUGUGGAGGCCCCCAGCCUCAGUCCCUUGACUUGCUGUCACUGCAAACACUGAGGGGGGUGGAGCCGGGGGGGCUCCCAGACCGAAACUCCACUGACCGGUUGGGUCCGUGGAGACGCAGUCAGGGUGCAGAAUGGCCCCGCCGAUGGCACCCAGGGUGAGGGGACAGAACGUGGUUUGGGCGUGGGGUCAGGGUGGCAGCGGCUGUGUGCCCCUUUGGCCUGGACCAGCUCGGUGGCAGCGGACUGCUCUGAGCCUCCAUCAGGUGUGGAGUUCGAGCCAUGGAAGCUUCGACUGCCCUCUGCUCUUCCUCCGCGGUGCCCGUGGGGCCACCCACCACCAGUUGUCAGUGGGCCGAGGAAGGAGCUGGGUGAGCGCCGUGACCACCCAGCCUUGUCUCACAGCCGCGGCGGUGGGGGGGUGUGUCCUCUCGUGCGCCCUGAUUGUUAAGUUAGGGCUUUCCGGUCGGUCACAGCGGCUUCCUCUAAAACCCACCGUGUGCCCAUCCUGCACCUGAAACUCCGAGGUUUUUGACAGACGGAGGGGCAGAUGCAGCCCCAGACCUUAGUGGUUUGUGCCCUGUGGUCGUUUCUGACCUGACAGUGCGGUGGCCCCGCUGGGACUCGCCAGGGCCCCUUGAUGGAGCUUGUCAUGCUCGUGAGCCCUGAGAACCACCUGUGCUCACAAGCAAGACCUCCCUUUCGAAUGGCCCUGCCUCAGGGGCCCAGGGGGCACUCCGCCCAGCCUGUCUUUGAUGUUCGCUGGCAGGGACUAAGCUUGAGCUUGGCCAACCAGUGCACGGGACGGGCUUUGGCACCAUGCAUCUGGGAGUUCCUGGAUGAGCCACUGAGCUCUGGCGGAGCGCCCGUCACGUUCCCCACUGCCGGCUUCAGGCCCACAGGGUGAACUGCGACCCUGAGCCCCGGCAGCCCCUCCCGGGGCUCUGCCCUGCACUGGACAGGACCCUAACACGGGCGGGUGCUCUGCCUCCGACCAGAGUGGUGCCAGCGAACAUGAGGUCACACUACGUGGGUUUCUCCAAGCACACUCCUAAAUGACAGAGAUGCACAGUGGGGCACACCCGCAGGAGCUAAGGGCGCAGGGCCCGCCAUGGAGCCAGCGGGAGCCGGCUGCGCGGCGGCCUGGCGUCUUGGAGACUCCUUUCGUUUGCGCAUGGAAGGCGGGACCAGCGGCUUGCCCACUUACCUCGUCUGCAGGCUGGUCUCCCUGGGACGGGCUUGCUCAGCUCCUCUCUGACCCCGAGCGCCGCCGUCACCAGGUGGGCUUGAGCCCCGGGCCUGCAGACCCGCACCAGGUGGGGCCCGAGAUCUCGCGUCCUGGAGCACGUGGGCUCGUCAGCUCCAGUCUGGUGGCUGGAGGGAAGGGGGUGAGUCUGAUGUUUUGGGGGCAUCUCCCUACAUUUUUUGCCUUUCAGGGAACUAAAAUUAAUUUUUCAUGGCUUAAAGUUAACUUUGCUCAUUAAGUACCACAUGCAUAUUUUCAAUGCUGCCCUAUAAAUACAGUGUAGCCAAAUUCACUAAAAGAAAGGGAGUAGUUUCUCAGGGGGCCAGGACACCAUCACCUCCGAGCGCGAGUUAUGAGUGUUGAGUGGGGACUCUGGAGCCCAGGACGGCAGCCGUGGGCGAGCACCCCCAGGGACGCGCCUGAGCUGCCCACCGGGCGGCAGGGAGGGCACGCAGUGCUGGGUGGCCACACUCUGCUGCCCCUCUGGGUGCUCUUGUCUCUAAAUGGGGGGCUAGGAAGUCAAGGGCACCUCUGGUCAGAGGCCCAGGUUAGCAGUUCACAGUGCUUGCACACUCGACACCAGGCCAUCACUCAGGUGCCUUGUGGCACUUGCCGUCCUCCUAGAGGGGCGCUUCCAAUUCCGGGGUCUGCCGAGGCUCAGACACGCUGCCGCACGGACGCCCGGCCUGUGUGGCUGUCCAGAGGGUGAUUAGUUAGAUCCCUGUCCUGUUCCUCUGAGGCUGUGGGUUCGAUUCCCGGUCAGGGCACAUGCAGCAGGAAGUGAACAACCCAUUUCCCUUCCUCUCUUCCCUACUUCCUCUCCCUGGAAACUUAACUUUUUACAGAAGAUUAGAGCUUACUUUUCUACUGUUCUGUCUUACUGAAGUAAAAUUUCUAAGCAUGAUUAAGAAUAUUGUAUUUAUGAAAAUAAUUUCAAAGCAAAAUUUAAAAAACUCUAAGCUCAGAUAUCAGCUUGUCAGCCAACUCCCUGCAGUUUAAAUCCCACCGCCUCCCACGUGUGGGACAGAGAAACGCUUCCAUCUGACGGAACAUCCAAACAGGGACGGCACCAUCCCUAACAGUGCCCUGUCACUCGGGGAGACUGUGGGGUGAGGUGCGGCCCC
Molecule: messenger RNA, 5993 nt
Organism: Artibeus jamaicensis (Jamaican fruit-eating bat)
Lineage: Eukaryota; Metazoa; Chordata; Mammalia; Chiroptera; Phyllostomidae
Gene: METTL14
Product: methyltransferase 14, N6-adenosine-methyltransferase subunit
Exons: 11
Coding region: 144-1514 (456 amino acids)
Cellular component (GO): RNA N6-methyladenosine methyltransferase complex; nucleus
Molecular function (GO): mRNA binding
Source: RefSeq, a predicted model, not a curated record